Molecule: messenger RNA, 699 nt
Organism: Neltuma alba
Lineage: Eukaryota; Viridiplantae; Streptophyta; Magnoliopsida; Fabales; Fabaceae
Product: L10-interacting MYB domain-containing protein-like
Exons: 3
Coding region: 1-699 (232 amino acids)
Source: RefSeq, a predicted model, not a curated record
AUGGAUAACGAAAAAGGCAAAGCAAGUUCGGAUCCAUACACGACGAAAAUUCUAAUCGAUGUUUGUGCCGAGCAAAUAGUGCACAAGGAACACCAAGGAACGUCAUUUAUAAGGCCUGGUUGGAACAAAAUUACAAAGAGUUUUCAGAAAAGGAGCGAGAAAAUGUAUGACAGGAAGCAAUUUAAGAAUAGAUUUGACAUUUUGAGAAAGGAUUGGAAGUUGUGGGAAAAACUUAUGUCUGGGGAGACUGGCAUUGGUUAUGAUGCAGCGACAAAUAGGGUGGCUCCCAAUUUCAAGAAAUUUAGACAUCAGGGGUUGAUGUUUGCAUCAAAUCUAAUGAAGAUAUUCAAAGAUGUUGUGGCUUCAGGAGAGUAUAUGUGCACACCAUCAGCCUCACAGCCUAAGCCAGCAUUCGCUCCACAGCCUGACACAGAAGAGGAGGAGGACGUUUAUAGAGUUGGGCUCGACCAACAAGAAGGGUUGAGGACAGUGAGGAUGAAAAUUUCGAGGAAGAGGGGUGAGACGUCUGAUGCGAAGAAGAAGAAAGAAGUUGCUACCUCUACUAAAAUUUCUGAUAGCCUUAGUGUUAUAGCAACUGCUUUUGACAAGCAAGCAACAACAUUGGUUGAAAAUCCCCAACUAGUUGACAAGGUUUUGGCACACUUGGCUACCCUUGAGGAGCUUAAUGAUGACCCUUAA